AUGGGCACAUACACAUCUUGCGGGGGUGUAAAUUGGUACAGAUUUUCGGAGCACGAUUUGAGUGAUGAGGUCCUCACCGUCAUCAAAGCCAAAGCUCAGUGGCCAGCCUGGCAGCCUCUCAAUGUGAGAGCCGCACCCUCGGCUGAAUUUUCAGUGGACAGGACGCGCCACUUGAUGUCCUUCCUGACCAUGAUGGGCCCCAGCCCCGACUGGAACGUGGGCCUGUCUGCAGAGGAUCUGUGCACCAAAGAGUGCGGCUGGGUCCAGAAGGUGGUGCAGGACCUGAUCCCCUGGGACGCUGGCACUGACAGUGGGGUGACCUAUGAGUCACCCAACAAGCCCACAAUUCCCCAGGAGAAAAUCCGGCCCCUGACCAGUCUGGACCAUCCUCAGAGUCCUUUUUACGAUCCAGAGGGCGGGUCUAUCACUCAAGUGGCCAGAGUUGUCAUCGAGAGAAUCGCCCGGAAGGGGGAACAAUGCAAUAUCGUGCCUGACAAUGUCGACGAUAUUGUAGCAGAUCUGGCUCCAGAAGAGAAAGAUGAAGAUGACACCCCUGAAACCUGCAUCUACUCCAACUGGUCCCCGUGGUCCGCCUGCAGCUCCUCCACCUGUGACAAAGGCAAGAGGAUGCGGCAGCGCAUGCUGAAGGCACAGCUGGACCUCAGUGUCCCCUGCCCUGAUACCCAGGACUUCCAGCCCUGCAUGGGCCCGGGCUGCAGCGAUGAAGACGGCUCCACCUGCACCAUGUCCGAGUGGAUCACCUGGUCGCCCUGCAGCAGCUCCUGUGGCAUGGGCAUGCGGUCCCGGGAGAGGUAUGUGAAGCAGUUCCCUGAGGAUGGCUCUGUGUGCACGCUGCCCACCGAGGAGACGGAGAAGUGCACAGUCAACGAGGAGUGCUCUCCCAGCAGCUGCCUGGUGACCGAGUGGGGUGAGUGGGAUGAGUGCAGCGCCACCUGCGGGAUGGGCAUGAAGAAGCGGCACCGCAUGGUCAAGAUGAGCCCGGCGGACGGCUCCAUGUGCAAGGCCGAGACAUCCCAGGCAGAGAAGUGCAUGAUGCCCGAGUGUCAUACCAUCCCCUGCUUGCUGUCCUCAUGGUCUGAGUGGAGUGACUGCAGUGUGACCUGUGGGAAGGGCAUGCGGACCCGCCAGCGGAUGCUCAAGUCUCUGGCCGAACUCGGGGACUGUAAUGAGGAGCUGGAGCAGGUGGAAAAGUGCAUGCUGCCUGAAUGCCCCGUUGACUGUGAGCUCACCGAGUGGUCCCAAUGGUCAGCGUGUAACAAGUCCUGUGGGAAAGGCCACAUGAUUCGAACCCGGAUGAUCGAAAUGGAGCCUCAGUUUGGAGGUGCACCCUGCCCAGAGACUGUACAGCGGAAAAAGUGCCGCAUCCGGAAAUGCCUGAAAAAUCCAUCCAUCCAGAAGCUGCGCUGGAGGGAGGCCCGAGAGAGCCGGAGGAGUGAGCAGCUGCGGGAAGAGUCUGAUGGCGAGCAGUUCCCAGGCUGCAGGAUGCGCCCGUGGACAGCCUGGUCGGAGUGCACCAAACUGUGUGGCGGCGGGAUCCAGGAACGCUACAUGACCGUCAAGAAGAGGUUCAAAAGCUCCCAGUUUAGCAGCUGCAAGGACAAGAAGGAGAUCAGAGCGUGCAAUGUGCACCCUUGUUAGCCAGGGUAUAAGUGGUCCAGGGCUGCACCCUAGAUUUGCACAGUCACCAAUGGCUGGAGUGUCUGUUUGCUUGUUGUUUAAGGCAAUUUAAAUCGUAUCCACUAGUCUUCAUUUCUGCAGUCUGGUUUGCCCAGUAGUCUUGUGGAGGCCGGGGACCUCCUUUCUGUCCACAGCUUGGUAGGCACAGGCUGCGUGGGGCUCCCUCCUCCCCUGCUGGCCCUCCUCCAGCACAGAAGACGUGUCAGCCCCCCGUCCUCAACGGAAAUGUGUCCCUCUGGAGCAUCCACCAGGGCAGCACACAGAGGCCUGGCCUCCUCCACAGGGAGAGGCAGCUGGGGCAGGAAGGGACUCCCAUGCCUCAGCCUCGGGGUACAGCAGGGAGGAGACCAUCCUGCUCUGAUGGAGAGCGCAGAUUCCUCUCCUCCUUGCCUUCGGCCUGCUUGCUCAUGUAGAAACCUCCUGUUUGCCCAUGUCCUUUCAUUUAGUGGAACUUUAGGUCCUUUGUUGAGUCUCCGCGUGGGGAAAACAGAGCUGGUAGACGUGAAGAGCACUGAGAGAGGAUGGCUUUUCUUUCAGAAAUUCUGAAGUUCUGAAUACAUUUCAGAUCCUCCCCUCCCAAUAGUGGUGCCCAAAGCCCCGAGAAAGGAAAUGAUGGCCGCUUUACUGGGAUGUAAGGUCGCCGGUUCUUACACCUGAGCUAAAAGGCACUAAGUCUAGAAAGUAUUUUUCCCUGGCUUUUUUUUUUUGUGGCCACAAUUCUCCUGGGAAGCCAGCCUUAUAAACCUUCUGACCUCCCAUACUUACUAGAACCAAGGCCAAGGCAGCAAAACUGGCCUCUCUAGCAGUCCCAAGCCUGCACUUUUAAAAUCUUCUGACACAUAUCUAGACUUUUAAGUUUUCAAACCAGUUCUACCAAGAAAACAUCGUUUAGCUAUACGUCUGCCCACAUCCCACCAAGCCACUGUUUGAACAAAAAUACUAUCUAUACUUUAAAGGGUUUUUUUUUUUAAAUCAUAACGUUUUUUUUAUACGUAGAGAGAAAAAUGUUUCAGAGACCAAGCAAAACAUUGAGGGAGAAAGGAAUAUUACAGAAUCGGGCCGAGUAGGAAAAUCGGGGGGAAAGACAAACUUUACCUGGGCUCUCCACACCAGGGCUCUGGUCCUCCAACACACGUGUGGGCAAGGCCAUGGUUUUCCAUCCCCUUCGAAGCACUCGAAAGCAUCAAAUUCAGGGAUUCUGACUACCAAGAAUUUGUGUAAGAAGACAUUUUACUGAACUGAGUACAGCAGUUUUUACUCCAUUUAUUGUUAAAACUGUUUCAUUUCUGUUGCAGGUUUUCAUUAUGCUUAAUCCAAAUAUGUAUCAUGGAUGAGAUGUAUACAAUGUUUCUGAAUACACUACUUUUAAGAAUUUGCAUUCAGCACAUCAGAAUAUUUCCAAACACAACAUAUAUAUGAUAUAGCCCUGAAUCUUCAAUAAAAAACUCAUUUGGGUCUGUC
Leptonychotes weddellii (Weddell seal) is the source of this 3159-nucleotide messenger RNA. The record is from RefSeq and is a predicted model, not a curated record. NCBI's taxonomy places the organism in Eukaryota, Metazoa, Chordata, Mammalia, Carnivora, Phocidae.